Messenger RNA from Stomoxys calcitrans (stable fly), 418 nucleotides. Its product is annotated as coiled-coil-helix-coiled-coil-helix domain-containing protein 7. The coding region runs from base 69 to 320 and encodes 83 amino acids. Lineage: Eukaryota; Metazoa; Arthropoda; Insecta; Diptera; Muscidae. The record is from RefSeq and is a predicted model, not a curated record. The transcript has 3 exons.
UAUUUAUAUUUACAGCAGCCUAAUAUUUAUAUAAUUUUACUAAAAAUUUUAAAUUUACAAUUAAGAAAAUGCCACGAAAUCCUGAUGCCGAAAGGGAUAAUCCCUGUUUGAAGGAACAAGAACUGUCCUACAAAUGCCUGAAUAAAAACAAUUUCGAUAGAGAAGCUUGUGAAGUUUAUUUUGCAAACUAUAAAAACUGCAAGGAUUUCUGGCAUAAAGUACGCUCCGAUCGACGCGCUAAAGGAAUCGCCCCCUAUUUGCCACCAGUUGAGGAAAGAGAAGCAAUUAAAGCAGAAUAUAUGAAAACUAGGCCUAAAUGAUAUAAGAAUUAUAUGUUUCAUAGAAUAUAUUGUAAAUACCUCCAUAUUAUUUUUCUAUAAGACCUUUUAAAAAUUAAAAAAAAAUCAUCUAAAGCUUA